Molecule: messenger RNA, 417 nt
Organism: Cladocopium goreaui
Lineage: Eukaryota; Dinophyceae; Suessiales; Symbiodiniaceae
Source: the annotation of a GenBank genome assembly
AUGGCAGAAGCUCCAGACGCAGAGCCCCUCCCAUUUCCAGAGAAACUUGCUAUGGCGUGGCAAAGCAUCAAUCCCACCGUGUGCUGCACUACUGAUGGCCGCCGGGCUGUCUGGAGCGCGCAGAGAGGCUACGACUUUCCCUUGGCACAUCAAGAGUGCGCGGGCUGGGCACAGGGCUUGCGGCACGCUGCGAGUGUCCCCAGCAUUGCUUCUCCAGGCCCGUUGGACCAAAGUGCGAUGGUUGGAAUGACGGGCAAAUCCUUGGUUCACCCCAACAGGCAGCACGCGCGAGCUCGAAGCUCACAGGCCGCGAAAAAAAAACCAGGUAACGAUCCUCCAGAGUUGCCGCCGGAAAGUCGAGCAUCCUUCAGCUGGGUGUCUCCCAAAAUUCCCCUGGCUUUGGAGAAUCAGGUUUAA